AUGGUCACACUCGAGAGGGAGAUCGAGGCCGGGGGGGCUGACGGGACGAUGCCAAAUGUUGUCGUGUCCAGCCCAGACAACGAGUUCAUACAACCCCCAACUUCCCCCCAGCGACGCUCGCGCUCACCGAGGGUCGUCGACCGCUCCCUGCUGUCCCCACCGGUCAACACUUGGAAGUCAAGACCCAGACACCGACCCACACGAUCUCAAAGCGCGCCUCCAGAACGACGAACACCGCUCAUUACGCUCGACGAGGAACCCCCGAAGUUUCCUCUUCCCGACGACGACAACCAGCCGUUAGCUACUAUUCCACGAAUACAAAAGCGAAGUUGCACUUCAUUUACAUCUGCGACGAAAGGAAGCACACGAGGCGGCGAGCUCGUCCGUCCUCCCCCUCCACUACUACGUCCGACAACCUUUUGGCGAAAAACAAAACGUUCAGGUGUUACCGGAGCGUCCUAUUCCCCAUCUUCUCAUCUCAUCCGACGUUCGACCUACAUUGCCGCUGGACUCACAUUCGACGCUCCUAUCCACGACCUGAGUGCUCUCUGUGUGGAAAGCAGAAUCGGAUUCAUCGUCGUGCCUCCCGAUCAAACGUUUUGA
Molecule: messenger RNA, 603 nt
Organism: Cyclocybe aegerita
Lineage: Eukaryota; Fungi; Basidiomycota; Agaricomycetes; Agaricales; Hemipholiotaceae
Source: the annotation of a GenBank genome assembly